Lactuca saligna is the source of this 498-nucleotide messenger RNA. Lineage: Eukaryota; Viridiplantae; Streptophyta; Magnoliopsida; Asterales; Asteraceae. The record is from the annotation of a GenBank genome assembly.
AUGCUUAAUUGUUGUAUUCCAUCAACCAUUGAACAAGAAUUAGAAACUAAUCCAUUCAUGCGAUCUAAUCUACCUCAACUUCAGGUUGGAUGCAAAAUGGGUUGCACAUUCUGUGCAACUGGAAGUAUGGGAUUCAAGAGCAACCUUUCAACAGGAGAGAUUGUAGAACAAUUAGUACAUGCUUCUCGAUUAUCGCCCAUUUGCAAUGUUGUUCCCAUGGGAAUGGGAGAUCCAUUAAACAACUACAAUGUUUUAGUUGAAGCUAUUCGAGUAAUGACAGCAUUCCCUUUUCAACUUUCACUCAAGAAAAUUACUGUCUCAACGGUUGGAACAAUUCAUGCAAUAAACAAGCUUCAUGGUGACUUACAAAAUAUAAACCUAGCAGUGUCUCUUCAUGCCCCAGUUCAAGAUAUUAUGUUUCAAAUAAUGCCUGCAACUCGCGCUUUUCCUUUAGAAAAACUUAUGAAUGCUUUAGCAGAAUAUCAAAAGAAAAGGUAG